UCACGUCAGAGUCUCAUCUCGCGAGAGUGUGACGAAACUUUUGGAAAGUAGGCCGGCUGGAGCCCAGGAGCUGGUGCAUCGAAAAGGCGAUGCGGGACAUUUAAACGGCGAUGGGGGGACAUUUAAACUGCAAUCCGGGACUGUGGGCUGUGUUAUGAAAAUCGGGGCUGUCCCGCGAAAAGCGGGACAGUUGGGAGGUAGUUGCGAUUUAGGUGGAAUCUUACUGCAUAAAAUCAGCUCUUCUAUAAGAUAAGAUCUCUAUCUGAAAACUACGAAAUGGUGCGAUCAUGUUCUGCUGCUAACUGCGUCAACCGUCAGACAGCACUAAGCAAGCGCAAGGGUAUAACAUUUCAUCGGUUUCCAAAAGAACAAGCUCGCAGGCAACUUUGGAUUACUGCCGUGACCCAUUCUCAUGCUGCUGUGGGAACGGACUGGACUCCUUCCAUUCACAGCUCUCUCUGUUCCCAACACUUUCACAAUAUACAAUUUGACCGAACCGGACAGACUGUACGGCUGCGGGACACUGCGGUGCCAACGAUAUUUUCAACACUCAACUACUCAAAGAUGCCUAGACACUGCUCUUCUCUUGGCUGCACCACUCGAGACUCAAGGCAGACAAGAAAAAACAACAUCUCCUUUCACAGGCUUCCAAGGAAAGAUGAUCCCUGCAGAAAUCUUUGGAUAGCGAAUUGCCAGAGGACUGACCCUAGUGGCAAAGGUCUUUGGGAUCCUUCUUCUGACUAUGUAUACUUCUGUUCUAAACACUUUGAGAAAAGCUGUUUUGAAGUUGUUGGAACAAGUGGCUACCACCGUCUUAAAGAAGAUGCUGUUCCGACAUUAUUCCUGUCUUCUGCUAAGCUUCGGAGAGCAGCAAAGCUUAAAACUCAAAAAAAGAAAAGUGCAAAGAACACAAAAGGAAAACGGAAAAGGAAUCUUCCAUCGCACAUCAAUCCAAGUCUGUCCGAGAACCCCGAUCAAUCUGCUGCAGAAUGUUUUGAUGACCGAAGGUAUGAUGGAGUGCCUGCACAAGACUUAGUUAACUUUCAUGGACUCUGCCCUGAAAAUAUAGAUCUUCCAACUGAUACAACCCCAGCAGAAGGAGCCGUGGCCACCACAGUUGACCAGAUGCACCCGGAGGGCACCCUGGAAGAUAUGGAGGUGUCUGCUGUUAUUAAUGGGCCUAUCUCAGACUGUAACCUGGAAUUAUCCAAUGUGAGAGAUAAAAUUGCUUCAGAUAUGUCAAUAGACUCAAUGAAAAAUUCCAUAGAAAGAAAAGAUGAACCUUCCUGUCCUGUCUCUCCUUCAGUUUACAUGAUGCGCCUCCCUCAGCCUCCCGGUGCCUACAUCCAAAAUGAACACAGCUACCAUGUGGGUAAUGCCCUUCUUUGGAAGAGACGGGCUGAAGCUGCACUGGAGGCUUUGGGUAAAGUCCAAAGGCAGCUGGAGGCAUGCAGACGUAGAGAGCAGCGACUGCGACUUCGCAUCUCUGCGUUACAACAUGAACACUUGCGAGAAAGACGCGCACAGACCGAUGUUAGAGAAAAACUGAAAGAACAUUUGCAGGUGUUCGAGCUGCAGCUUAUCAAUGACUUUGUAUAAAUCUCACUGAGUAGCAGCCAAGGGACGUGUAAUUCAUGUACAGCUUUAUCAUAAACAUGUUCCUGCAGCAAGUCAGUCGUGUCUCUUAUUUCCUUAUAUUUUUCAUUUUACUCAUUUCAUUGACUUUUUAAGUUAUUCUGUGUGCAAGUUAUAUCCGCAUGUAUCCUGUUUCAAUUGCAUAUAUCUCAUUGUCAUUUGACUUUAUCCAUCCGAAUACAAUCCCAUUUAUUUGAAAUGAAAAUACUUUAAGGCUUGAAAUGAACAGUUUAUUCAGUUUCGUUUUAACCAUCCAGUUAAUGUUUGAGUCUCCGCUUUAAACCAAUUUCUCCUUCUGCAAAAUCGAUGUAUUGUUUAAACAAGAAAUGUGCCAUGUUUGUAAAUAUGGUUUAAUGUCUAGCUGAUUUCUAAUCAUCACAUUUCUGUCUAUUGUAUAUGAAAGGGCAAGUGAUCGCGUAUUGUUAGGGAAGGAAGCUGGAACCAUAUGAGCAGUGCAAGAUGGGGAUUUAGGUGUAUAUAAAUAUUACAGCAUUAUAGGAGCCAACAAAGCAAUUUUAAAAGCUUGGGCUUCAUUGGCCAACCUUGGCUUAUUGUGA
Xenopus laevis (African clawed frog) is the source of this 2192-nucleotide messenger RNA. It is a transcript of the gene thap7.S, whose product is annotated as THAP domain containing 7 S homeolog. Gene Ontology annotation, cellular component: nucleus. Gene Ontology annotation, molecular function: DNA binding. The transcript has 7 exons. Gene Ontology annotation, biological process: regulation of DNA-templated transcription. The record is from RefSeq and is a predicted model, not a curated record. Bases 277 to 1599 code for a protein of 440 amino acids. NCBI's taxonomy places the organism in Eukaryota, Metazoa, Chordata, Amphibia, Anura, Pipidae.